This is a messenger RNA of [Candida] anglica, 415 nucleotides long. NCBI's taxonomy places the organism in Eukaryota, Fungi, Ascomycota, Pichiomycetes, Serinales, Debaryomycetaceae. The record is from the annotation of a GenBank genome assembly.
UAUAAAUAAAUAUUUAUUUUAGUUUUUUAAUAAAAUAAAAUGAACAGCAAGAAGACUCUUGAAGAUGUUGAUUUACAUACAAAUCCAAAUCUUCCCGCUUGGAUGUUGACCCCAAAGGAAGAAAAAUUGGUUUAUGAAAGAUGGAGAAAAAAUACUCAUGCUAAAUGUGAUCAUUUGAUUAGACUGUAUAUUGAAUGUUCUAACCAUUACUCAAAUGUUAUUGAAGGUUUCAAUAAAUGUAAAGACAUCAAUGCAAGAACUCAAGGAUGUAUUCGUCAAUAUCAAGAAAUGAAGUAUUUGGAUCAAGAAAGGGAUAAAUAUAUCCAAGAAAAAUUAGAUGAAAAGAAAAGGAUCCAGGAGUAUAUAAAGAAUAGGGAUAGUAAAUAGUCAGAUAACAAAAACUUGUAAAUAAGAU